UGUUGUGUGCUGUAGCCGUGCUGCAGUCCCAGACUGGCGCUUUGCUUUUCUCACAUCCAUCGCUCGCUCUCACCAGCCGAGGAGCGGAAGAGACGAUAGAGGACUGAGCACAGCAGAGGCAGAGAGAGAGAGGGAGAGAAAACCCGAGUGAUGAAGAGAAGGAUGGAGGGAGAGAGAGAAUGAUAGAUAGGAAUUGAGGGAUAGAGAGGCGCAGAGGGAGAGAACAAUUACAGAGUGAUGGGAAAAACAAGUGAGAGAGUGAGGGAAAUAGAAUGAGCGGGAAAGGGGAGUAAGCGCACUGAGUGUGUGUGUGUGUGUGUGUGUUUCCUUGGAAGUCCAUCCAUCUUGCUUGAGGUGAUUUGCUGGCUGAUAUUUCUGUGUGUGUUUGAGAGUUUAUUUGUUUUUUACUGUUUGUUUACUGGGUUGUUUGAGUGUGUGUGUGUGGUUUACACAGACAAACUUUGGAGUACUAUGCUCUAGUAUGAGCUCAGCUACACUGCUUUACAUGAAUACAAAUUAAUGGAAAUGAUUUCUAUGCUGUUUUGUCUCCAGUGUUGUGCUUAUUUGCUGACACCCAACAAUGGAGCAUGAUGAUGGGGGAAAAAGGGAUUUCUGUUUGUUAUUUAAGGAGAAUACAGUGACAUACUAAGAGCUUUUGAGCAUCAAGCCUCAAGACAAUAACAUUGAUGUUUCUUUGGUGAGCUGUUUGCUGUUCAGUUCAGUUCCUGUUGCUGCUGUUGUUUUGCUGUCUGGCUAUGUGUCUGUGUUAGCUGGUGCUAUCGAGGCACCUCUCUGCUCAGGGACCACGUGGCCUCUGUUUUGGUUGCAGUCUCGGUCAAUGCAGCUAAUGUCUUAGCUAUGCAAUGCAUCUUAGUCAGAGCUGUCCAUUCCAAAUGCCUAGACAAAUAGAGAUAGCUGCAUCUAUCGAUCACUGCUUGCAAAUAGGCUCACAUACGUAGACAUGUACACUCAGAUUGCCUCAAAGGAAGUGAAAUCUUUUAUAUUCUGUGCUUCUGUGCAAUUUUCAGUGUAAGCUGUGCGAUUGUGAGUGUGUGUGUGUGUGUGGAUGUGCACUUCCGCAUACCGAGUUGCAUGUAACCUGAGCACUUAGUGGUCAAUAGACUUCACAUUCACCUUGGUUUAUGAGAGCAUGGCCGAAUCACCCUCACUGGCUCUCUCACUGUGGUCAUCCUCCACAGGCUCAGUGCAGGUCAUUCAACCCUAGCUAUGUGUCUUCCUUUAGGAGUUGAAUCAUGCUGGUAUGUUGCUCUCUGCUUGUGACCUUAGAGACUCAAUGACCCAGUAGGAUUUAUUGACAGCACUGUCAAGGUAAGCGGAGUUAAGGUGUGUUAAAAGAGUCAGUGGCGUGUGAAAUUGCUAGCGAGUGUGUGAGGUAAGAGAGAGGCAGAGAAAAAGGAAGAAACCGGGAAGGAAAGAAAGAGAAAAAGUAAAAAAAGGUAGAAUCAGAAAGGAGGAGAGGCAGAAAAACAGAGGAAGACAAAAUAAAAAAGCAAAAGAACCAGAGAAAAGAGGAAGUGGAAUUGGACACACACUGACCUGGGGAGAUAGGGGAAAAACCCAAAGGGGACAGUACGGUGAUGAUGUGUCCAGCCUCCUGUUUUCCUCUGCUGGGUAAGCUCCCUCAGUGGCCCUGCCUGCUCAGCUGGUCCCAGUGUCAGAAUGGGGCCGUGGAGGCCUGGCAAACGACCAGCACUGGGGUCACAGAGGUCAUGCCGCCCAUCUGUCCCGAUAAACCUUCAUCCUGGAGGAAGUCUACAGGUGUCGGCUGCAUCCAGUCACAGUUGGUAAACACAGACCACCAGAAGGAGGUAUCAGAGCUCCAGCCUUGUACUUGCCCCUACAGCUCGUCCUGCCAAUGGCAGGGGUUCUGGGAAGUGUAGUUCCCCACCUGAUCCAGGCCCAUCAGCCCAUCACAGAUCAGGAAGGUGAGGAGGUCCUCUUCCUCAUUAGCAACAUCAACGUGCCGGACAGGGUGGACUCGGUAAUGCUGCAGUCCUGUUUUGAACAGAAGUUUGUGUUGGUGGUGAAGAAAGAGGCUGUGGUGCGUGGCAGCCCUACAUCCUUCUUUGCCGCUCUGCUGUUUGUCGGCGUGAGCGAGGUGGCCGAGGGCUUCGUCUACCGCUUGGAGCUGAGGGGGAACCGCCGGCGUCUCAUGUGGGAGGCCACACCACGGGCCAUCCAGCGUGGCCUGGCCAACGCGGUCACAGACUCAGACUGCAUGGUGUUCGACUCCGCCGUGGCCAACCUCUUCACAGACUCAGGGACACUGGGCAUUCACGUCUCCAUCUCCAGAUCUUGCUCCGUCGCUGACCCCACCUUAAGAGCUCAGAUAUUCCCUCAACAUAGACACUCGACAGGGAAGGCAACUCCGGCCUCCCUGAUGCAGGGUAGCCCAAACCCAAAGGCCACAUGAGGCUGGGCACUUUGACCUCAAUGCAACUCUGAACAAUAAACAUUGAAGAAAUUGAAGCUGUUUGAUGGCUGCUGGUGAUGGAUACAAACAUAAUGAAGGGAAAUGAAUCAGGAUCUUUUUCAGUAGUUUACCACUGUAACCCAGGCUACAGCCAAGAUAACAAUCUGCCAUAUGUGUAGAUUCAUAUCUCUUCUCUUGAUAGUUGAUAUUUAAUUCAAUCUUAUUUUAAGAACCAACAGCAUUUACCUGAAUCCUGUAUUUCUAUGGCAAAAACCAGGAGAACCUACCUCUUAUGUCUGCAUUGUACGGCAACAGGGUAUUGGAGUGGGCACAGUGUCUUUUGAAGAGCCAUCCUCUUACUUCUAUUCUGGAUUUUGUUAACCACUUUAAAAAUGUGAAAAUCAUAACAUACUUUUUGCUAAGCCUCUUGCAAAGACUAUUUGUCCAUUAAUGGACUGUUACAACUCUUUCCAAACUGUAGCAUCUGUCUUCAUGUCGAACAAUAGGGGACAAAGCUUAGGUCAAGAGUAGAUUAUCUAGAAUAAAAUCAAAUAAAAUAUUUCAUAUGUAUUACAUGUUAUAAUGCUAAUAAUAUCUGUUAAAAUGUGUUCUUUAAUAUGAUUAAACACAUUUCUAAUCUUUUUACAAACUCCAAAAUAAAUUAAGAUGUUUCAU
Alosa alosa (allis shad) is the source of this 3109-nucleotide messenger RNA. RefSeq names its product seven in absentia homolog 2 (Drosophila)-like (gene siah2l). The record is from RefSeq and is a predicted model, not a curated record. Gene Ontology annotation, molecular function: ubiquitin conjugating enzyme binding; ubiquitin protein ligase activity. Gene Ontology annotation, cellular component: cytoplasm. The transcript is spliced from 2 exons. Gene Ontology annotation, biological process: proteasome-mediated ubiquitin-dependent protein catabolic process; multicellular organism development. Bases 1877 to 2434 code for a protein of 185 amino acids. Lineage: Eukaryota; Metazoa; Chordata; Actinopteri; Clupeiformes; Clupeidae.